Molecule: messenger RNA, 2241 nt
Organism: Andrographis paniculata
Lineage: Eukaryota; Viridiplantae; Streptophyta; Magnoliopsida; Lamiales; Acanthaceae
Product: probable glycosyltransferase At5g03795
Exons: 6
Coding region: 475-2088 (537 amino acids)
Molecular function (GO): glycosyltransferase activity
Source: RefSeq, a predicted model, not a curated record
UGAAGAAAUUUGUGUAUGGGUUGGACAAAGUACUGGUAGGAAGGAUCAAACAAAUACACAAAUCCAACAGCGAAUAAUUAAACGAAGAAAAAGGCCUCUGCCACGGCCACUGCCACUGCCAAGAUUUGGCUGGAACUUCAAUUUCUUCCUUCUCCAAUUGUGGCUUACAAAGGAUUAAUCUUUUGCGCGCUCUCCUGCAGCUGGGUUCUACUUCUGCAUCCUUAAUCAAUACAGGGCGUGAUUCGAAUUGAACGCCGACAACAGUGUUUUAGACACCUCAUUGUUGCAAAGUGAUAGGCAUGGUUUUGAGACACUACAAGCAUUUCAAUUAGAUAGGAUUAUUUCUUGCAUAUAUGUUUUUUAGUCGUUUUCCUAUGUCAUCGAGGGGUUCUUUAAUGAUAAUGGGAUGACUAUCCAUGGUUGGUAUGCAUUCGGUAACAGGAUUCCAUCAGCCUUUAGUAGAUGAUGAGAUAAAUGAUCCGAUUCUUUUCAGUGCCAAGUAUGGAUAUAUUUCAAAGGUCCCGUCUUGUGCAUAUGGGACCAUCGGUAUUCUUUUUAGGUAUCAUGACUGUUCUGGCUCUUAUAUGCUUGUUUCCUAGUUCAUACAUAAGCUACAUGUCGAUUCUGCCAUAUGAAAAUGGUGGAUUGGUAUCCUCAAGCAGUGACAUCGAAAGUUUUUCCCGUGACUCUAAAUUGGUGACCUCUGAUUCCAUUAAUACUCGUAUCGAUGAUUCAAAUAUAUCCUCUGGAAAACCAGAGACAUUGGUUCUCCCUAUCGAAACCAAUUUCUCUUUGGAAUACAGCAGCAACAAGCCAAGGUUCAAAGAUGGCGGUGUAUCUGCCAAUCUCUCCGUGAUGCUUCAUGAUACUUCAUUCAGAAAGAACAGUGGAAAAGCUAUGCCAAUUAUUCAAAUGGCUUCGUUGCUGUUGGAAAAUCGCGCUACGAAGAAAUCAAAGAGGGCUUCGAAUCGUGAUCGGGAGCUACAAGCUAUGAAAUUCCAAAUAGAAAAUGCUCCGAUACAACGAAGUAUAUCUCGAAUACAUUCCUCAAUUUUCAGGAACUAUUCCAUGUUCAAAAGGAGCUAUGAACUGAUGGAAACUAAACUUAAAGUUUAUGUCUACAGAGAAGGUGAAAAACCGAUUUUCCACACUCCAUACACAAGAGGAAUAUACGCCUCCGAAGGAUGGUUCUUGAAACUUAUAGAGAGAAACAAACAAUUUGUGGUGAAGGACCCGAAGAAGGCUCAUCUGUUUUACUUACCAUUUAGCUCGGUAAAGCUAAGAAAUGCGAUUAAUGAUUCGGGUUUCGCCUCUCAAAGGGAUUUAGAAAACCAUCUGAGGAAUUAUGUUAAUACAAUAGCGACAAAACACAGAUUCUGGAACAAAAGUGGCGGUGCUGAUCAUUUCCUCGUCGCCUGCCAUGAUUGGGCUCCUCGGUUAACUCGAAGCGUAUUCGAAAGUAGCAUACGAGUCCUAUGCAAUUCCAACGUUGCUCGUGGCUUCCGAAUCGGGAAGGAUGUCUCUCUCCCGGUGACCUACAUUCGUUCCGCAGACAAUCCUUUAAAGGACAUUGGCGGAUAUGACCCUUCAAACCGGUCGACUCUGGCGUUCUUUGCCGGAGGCAUGCAUGGGUACGUACGUCCGGCGCUACUACAACAUUGGCACAACAAAACAUCCGACAUGAAAAUUCUUGGGCCCAUGUCGCGCGACGCCAAAGGCAAGGAAAUGUAUCGGGAGUUUAUGAAAAGCAGCAAAUAUUGCAUUUGUGCGAAGGGGUACGAGGUGCACACGCCGCGCGUGGUCGAGUCGAUUUACUACGAAUGUGUGCCGGUGAUCGUAUCGGACAACUAUGUGCCGCCGUUUUUUGAGGUUUUCGAGUGGGAAUCGUUCGCCGUGUUUGUUGCGGAGGCGGAUGUGGCUAGACUGAGAGAAAUACUGUUGUCGAUUGGGGGCGGUAAGUAUGCGAGAAUGGUGGGGAGAUUGAAGAUGGUCCGAAGGUACUUUCUUUGGCACAGAGUGCCUGAGAGGUUCGACUUGUUUCAUAUGAUUCUUCACUCGGUUUGGUACAACAGAUUGCUUCAGAUAUGAUGAUGGUUUUGGUGAUGAUGAUAGAUCCCAAGGUUCAUACCUCAUGUUCACGUUGAUGUUCAACAACGACAUGACAGGACAGGACAGCGGACUUGAACUUGUUAUUUACUGCAACACAACCUUGUCAUGUUUGAACUCGGAUUUGAGUUGGGC